AUGAAGGGCCCAGUGCUUAUUGCCCUAGCACGAGCUGAAGCUGGAGAGAAAUAUGAAGGUCAUGAAAGUAGAAAAGGAAUCAUGAGAAACAAAGAGGAGGGCUUCAGCGUGGAGGAAGAAAAAGCGGUUAAGGGAGCAGUAGACAAUGGUGGAGUAAUCGUGGGAGGCUUCGACAAGGAAUGGAUCGGCCAGACUGCAGGUCGACACAAGCGCAGUAGAUCACGUCGACCUGACAGCCCAGGUCAGUGGUUCAAGAGCGGCGGCAUCCACGUCCCUGUGCGCAUGCUCUGCUCGCGCAAGCUUCGCCCAGGUCCUGACGGCGCCCCGCCCCGCCGGGCCGGCGUGCCCGCCCUCUCCCGGGGCGCGCCCAGAGCCCGGCCCGGCGCGGGGCCAUCUUCGGGGCAGCCAGGCCGCCGCGCGCCCCGCUCGAGCCUCGCCGCCCGCCGCCCGCCGCCGCCGCCGCCGCCGCCCCGCGCGAUCCGCACCGGCCCCGCAGCGAGCGAGCCCGCGCCCCGGCCGCAACCGCCGCCAACCGCCCACUGCGGCCCCGCCGUCCCGCACGCCGCGGCCGCCGACCCGGAGCCCGCGCCCCCGGCCCCGGCGCCCGCCGCGAUGCUCGCGGGGAGCCCCGGGGGCGACGCGGUCCCCGCCGCCGCCGCCGCCCCCGCCACCGCAGCGCCGGCCCCGGCAGCUCCCGCCGGCGGCGAGGACGCGGAGAAGAAAGUUCUCGCCACCAAAGUCCUUGGCACUGUCAAGUGGUUCAACGUCAGGAAUGGCUAUGGAUUUAUAAACCGAAAUGACACCAAAGAAGAUGUGUUUGUACAUCAGACCGCCAUCAAGAAGAACAACCCCCGGAAAUUCCUCCGCAGCGUGGGCGACGGGGAGACCGUGGAGUUCGAUGUGGUCGAAGGGGAGAAGGGGGCCGAGGCCGCGAACGUGACAGGCCCCGACGGGGUCCCCGUGGAAGGAAGUCGCUACGCCGCCGAUCGCCGCCGCUACCGACGCGGCUACUACGGCAGACGCCGCGGGCCUCCCCGAAACUACGCUGGGGAGGAGGAGGAGGAGGAGGAGGAGGAAGGGAGCACCUGCAGUGAAGGAUUUGAGCCCCCUGCUGCCGACGGGCAGUUCCCUGGGGCCCGGAGCCAGCUGCGCCGCCCCCAGUAUCACGCUCAGUACCGGCAGCAGCGGUGGCUCCCGCCUUACCACGUGGGACAGACCUCUGACCACCGCCGGGCGCGGGUCCUUGCCCAUCCCAGCAGAACGCAGGCUGGUGAGAUUGGAGACCUGAAGGACAGUGGCCCCGAGGGAACACAGCCUCCGAUCCAUCGAAAUCCAACUUACCGCCCACGGUUCCGCAGGGGACCAACUCGCCCACGACCUGCCCCCGCUAACGGGGAGACUGAAGAUAAAGAGAACCAGCAAGCGGCCAGUGGCCCGAACCAGCCACCUCGCCGCGGCUUCCGGCGCCCCUACAACUACCGGCGUCGCCCACGUCCACCGAACUCUGUUUCCCAAGAUGGCAAAGAGGCCAAGGCAGGUGAAGUCGCAUCGGAGAACCCCGCCCCGGCCGCGGAGCCGAGAAAUGCCGAGUGACCCCGGCCCGCAGGCCCCUCAGCAGCAGCAGGGUGACCUAAAGAAUCAAUAACCAUUCAAAAAUAAGGCAAAAAGCACACCCACGACCUUAAACACCAAAGAACCAUCUAAGCAAUAAAGUGGAAGACUAACCAAGAUUGGACACCGGAAUGUCACCGUUCCUCUUGAGAAACUCACAGCUGCCCCAGGAAGCUGUUGGCAGUCCUUGGCACUACCCCCGGGAGGGCGCGCCUGCUCGGGCGCGGGAGAGCUGCCUCCCCACUCGGAGCAACCACUAGCUUUGUAUUAUUUUUUCUGGUUUUUUACUGUUUUGGUAAUAAGAAUUGAAAGAAGAAAUAUUAAUACCACAUGGGAGAACCCCAACCAAAGAAAUCCGAAGUAAAUAGUAAACACAUAUUUUUCUUUUUUUUGUUCAUUUUGGAUGCUGGUGCUAAACUUUAAAGUGUCAUGAUUUAAGAAAUUUUAUGCCCUUAUUUAUUUCUAGGAUGAGGGGAGGAGGAUGUUUUUGCUUUAUUAUAUAGCUCUCUGUGAAAAAUGUGCCGUCACAGGUUCCUCAAAAAUAAAAUUUUUACCCUUGGAAGGAAA
Jaculus jaculus (lesser Egyptian jerboa) is the source of this 2178-nucleotide messenger RNA. It is a transcript of the gene Ybx3, whose product is annotated as Y-box binding protein 3. The transcript has 14 exons. Gene Ontology annotation, cellular component: nucleus. Gene Ontology annotation, molecular function: nucleic acid binding. The coding region runs from base 1 to 1593 and encodes 530 amino acids. Gene Ontology annotation, biological process: regulation of gene expression. The record is from RefSeq and is a predicted model, not a curated record. NCBI's taxonomy places the organism in Eukaryota, Metazoa, Chordata, Mammalia, Rodentia, Dipodidae.